This is a messenger RNA of Centropristis striata (black sea bass), 2079 nucleotides long. RefSeq names its product UDP-glucose 6-dehydrogenase (gene ugdh). The record is from RefSeq and is a predicted model, not a curated record. The transcript has 12 exons. Gene Ontology annotation, biological process: glycosaminoglycan biosynthetic process. Gene Ontology annotation, molecular function: NAD binding; UDP-glucose 6-dehydrogenase activity. Lineage: Eukaryota; Metazoa; Chordata; Actinopteri; Perciformes; Serranidae. Gene Ontology annotation, cellular component: cytosol; nucleus. The coding region runs from base 225 to 1715 and encodes 496 amino acids.
CUUGGCAGAAAGUCUCACUUUAGGUAGAGGUGGAGUAGGAAAAGUUGUCUGAAAAACCCCAGUGGCGUGAGUUUCGUCGAGCACUGGUUUUUAACGGUUAGUUAGAGACAUUUAUCGUUUGUAACCGGGCUCCGGAACCGACAGCUGUCUGAACACAUUUGAGAGCGGAGCUGCUAACAUUAUCUGCGCAUUCCUGAAGUUGACUGACUGUCGAGUUGGCAGAGAUGUUUCAAAUAAAGAGGAUCUGUUGCAUUGGUGCUGGGUAUGUUGGAGGCCCAACAUGUAGUGUGAUCGCUCAUAUGUGUCCAGAGAUCACAGUGACCGUCGUGGAUGUCAAUGAGUCCCGCAUCAAUGCCUGGAACUCGGACACUCUGCCCAUAUACGAGCCGGGCCUGAAAGAGGUGGUUGAAUCAUGCAGAGGGAGAAAUUUGUUUUUCUCUACAGACAUAGACUCAGCCAUCAAGGGUGCAGACCUCGUCUUUAUCUCUGUGAACACCCCCACCAAGACCUAUGGGAUGGGGAAGGGUCGUGCAGCUGACCUCAAGUUCAUCGAGGCGUGUGCUCGGCGGAUCGUGGAGGUGUCUGAUGGCUACAAGAUUGUCACAGAGAAGAGCACAGUUCCAGUUCGAGCCGCUGAGAGCAUUAGACGGAUAUUUGAUGCCAAUACCAAGCCCAGCCUCAACCUACAUGUGCUGUCCAACCCAGAGUUCCUUGCAGAAGGAACAGCAGUGCGUGAUCUGAAGGAGCCAGACCGCGUCCUGAUUGGUGGAGAUGAAACUGCUGAAGGUCAAAGAGCAAUCAGAGCGUUGUGCGCCGUCUAUGAACACUGGGUGCCCAAAUCACGCAUCAUCACCACCAACACAUGGUCGUCUGAGCUAUCAAAACUGGCAGCCAAUGCAUUCCUGGCACAGCGAAUCAGCAGCAUCAACAGUAUCAGCGCUCUCUGCGAGGCCACUGGCGCCGAUGUAGAGGAGGUUGCCAAGGCGAUUGGUAUGGACCAGAGAAUAGGCAGCAAGUUUCUCAAAGCCAGCGUAGGUUUUGGUGGAAGCUGUUUCCAAAAGGACGUGCUAAACUUGGUCUACCUGUGCGAGGCCCUCAACCUGCCUGAAGUAGCCUCCUACUGGCAGCAGGUGAUCGACAUGAAUGAGUACCAAAGGCGGCGGUUUGCCUGCAGGAUUAUUGAUUGCCUCUUCAACACGGUUACUGGUAAAAAGAUUGCUCUGCUGGGCUUCUCCUUCAAAAAAGACACAGGUGACACAAGGGAGUCGUCCAGUAUCUACAUCUCUAAGUACCUGAUGGAUGAGGGAGCCAAGCUGUUCAUCUACGACCCCAAAGUUCUUAAGGAACAAAUCAUACAUGACCUCUCCCAGCCUAACAUCUCAGAGGACAAUCCAGAAAGAGUUUCUGAGCUGGUGACUGUGACCUCAGACCCGUACGAGGCCUGCCAGAGUGCACAUGCACUGGUCAUCUGCACUGAGUGGGACAUGUUCAAGGAGCUGGACUAUGAGAAGAUUUACAAGAAGAUGCUGAAGCCGGCUUUCAUAUUUGAUGGUCGCAGAGUGCUGGACCACCUGCACCCUCACCUGCAGAGCAUCGGCUUCCAGAUUGAAACCAUCGGUAAGAAAGUGACCGUAACACGAAUCCCCUACACGCCGGCAGCUGUCGGUCCUCGCAUCACUGCCACUGAACCUCCCAUCAAGAAAGCCAAAGUCUAAAACUCAUUUCACCUCCACACAUGCAACACAUUCCUCUCUCAGCUUUUUUAUUGCUGGUGAAACAUUUCAUUCAGGUCCAACCCCCUCUCUUAUCAGUACAUGCCUAAUGAUCCAAAAGGCCAUAAUGCGUGAGUAACUCCCCUGCAGCAGGUCUGAGAGGAACAAGUUGAGCCUUCAGUCCAUAAGUGUGUGAAUGUGACCCAUGAAUGUGUGUGAGUCGUUGGAAGAAGUUUCAACAGUUCAUUUUAUACACAGUAAAGCAUUUAUCAGAGUCACUGUCUAUUUCAUAUCAACACUAUUAUGUGUCUACUUUCUUACAGUAUGUACAAUAAAAUCAAGUAUUGUUGCUGUAUUUUAAAAAUAA